Molecule: messenger RNA, 384 nt
Organism: Hansenula anomala
Lineage: Eukaryota; Fungi; Ascomycota; Saccharomycetes; Phaffomycetales; Wickerhamomycetaceae
Gene: PGA2
Product: Pga2p
Exons: 1
Coding region: 1-384 (127 amino acids)
Biological process (GO): protein transport
Source: RefSeq, a predicted model, not a curated record
AUGUCAGAAAUCAUUGAUAAAAUAGUCCCAUACAUUCCAGAAUCUUUGAAAGAAAUAGAUAUCCACAAAGCCAUCAGAUUGACAGUCAUUGUUGGUGGUUACAUUUUGAUUCGUAAUGUGGCUCAAAAAUAUUUGGCCAACCGUCAACUAGAAAACCAAUUGAAACAAGAUACUGAAAGAAAAGAACAAGAAAGAAUCGAAGACUUAGUCGAUGAUCCAAAUGCAAAAGCUUCAGGCCUUGAUGAUGGUUCUUGGGGUUGGGGUAAAAAGACAAGACGUAAUGUUAAAAGACAAGAGAAAAUAUUACAAGAACAAAUUGAAAACUUACAAAACGGUCAAGCCCUUGAUGAAGAUAAAGAUAUUGAAGAUUUGUUAGAAGAUUAG